CUUAGAGAUUCCACAGUCUCUCGUGUGCCUCAUAAUCAGCAGGGCUUGCUAUUUCGAACAAGUCUCAUUUCAGAAAGGGCCUUGUUGAGAUGAAGUUAUAGAGAUGCUGAAGAUGGAAUUAGACGCAUGUGAAAGGUUAAGCAUAACGAGUAAUGCAAAUGGGAGAUAACCUCUGGUACAUGGUGUUUCAAUCGAAAUCUCUAAGAGGUGUAACACUGUACCAAGUGGAGAACCGUUACAUGGACCAAUUAUUGUGGUAAGUGGGUGAACCAAGGACAAGUAAUAUACUAACAUCAUCAUCAGUUGAUUUGGUGAGAAAGAAAAUAGUGAUUAAAUCCUUUGAUAACUAUUGUUAUUGGAUCUAGUUUUCACAGAACCGAUUCUGUAGACAGUGGAAACACUAAACAAAUGGAUCUUAGAUUGUCCCCUCUUUAUGAUGUUAGAUUGAAGUCUCUCUCUCUCUCUCUCUCUCUCUCUCUCUCUCUCUCUUUUAGCUUUUCAUAGUUUUAGCAGCCUUGCUUUGGCUGAAACUUGCUUAUACUACUUAUCUACUACUUUUACUAUCGUUUACAGCUUCAGUAUCCAUCUCCAGGCUUAAAGAUGCUAUUCAUUGAUUCUUGUUAGUUCCUUACUUGCAUAAUAGAUGCUCUUGUGCAUGAUUCACUACAGCAAUCUCAGAGGAAGCUCUUCGGUUGGGGGUUUGUUACUUACAGAUUCUACUACGGGCAUAUCAUAAUCAUCUGUUUCCUCAAGUAAGGCUUUCUACCUCAUGCCCCCAAUGCCUUUGUGUGUCUGAUUGUGCUGCACCAUAUGACAGGUUAUAGUUUUCACGGAAACAUGAGUCUGUAGACUUGAUUUGGUGAGAAAUAAAGUAAUGAUUGAAUCCUUUGAUCACACCGUAGCGUGCGUGGAGUUGAGAAAUAAGUUAUUUCUCUGUUUGCGCCUUGGAAUGCAAAGAGCACUGAUGUGAUGGCCUGUAUACAUAUAGAAUGUUUACUUUUGAUGGCAAGCUGGAGUGGACUCAACUUGAUGUUAGAUAAAUCAUGUGACAGUUUUGAUAGAAAUCAUGUGGGCAUUAGGCUUUUUCAGUGUCGUGCAUUUGAUGCUUGAGUUCUGAAACAUUUUUCUUGGCCUUUUCAUUUUCAACUUUGUAUUUCGAAUUUCAUGAUUUCUUAGAUAAAAAAAUAUUAUGAAUCUAAUUUUCUUCCUAGUUAGCUUUUGGUCUCGUUAAACGCAUUGUCUGGCAAGAUUCAGCGGCAUGAUUGUACCUGUAUGUUGCUCCUAUCUACUUAUAUAUUCUUUCUUGUUUCACGAUUCAUGGUUUGUUCUAUUAUGUUGCUCCCUUUGGACCAAACUAGAGAGAACACUACAUAACUAAUAAGUUUCCACCUAUGAAACUUGAUUUUGUGUGUGGGUAACAGGCAAAGUUUGAAACAUAAAGUCUCAACCUUUUUAGCUUGAUUGCCCUAUAAGUAUAGUUUUCAGUUACUCAUUUUGGUUAGCUGAUUAGUCACACGUUGAUAUUUUUAAAAUCAUUGUCAUCUUCAGUGGGGGGAUCAAGGUCAAGGGGUUGGUUUCCUGGUUACCCAAUACUAUAUAAGGUAGCUCUUUUAGAUCAGAAGUUGCUCGUUUUGUUAACUGAUUAGUAGCUACAAAUGUGCCUACUGUGGCUGAUUGGCCUAUCUGCAUUCUGAUGUUGGCCUUAUCAUUACUUUAAUGUAGGUCUUGGUUUGUGUGUGUCUCUUGGUUGUUGCUUGAAUUAAUAGAUGCUGAAUGCGCUCUACACGGGGCGGGUUGUUACAUUUUUAUUCAAGCCGUCCUCCUUGUAGUUCAUUGCAUGUACUCUUCACGUAUGGCAGGCUUCUUCACAGUUUGCACCCCCAUCGUAUCUGGAUCUAGAGGCUAGCAGAUAACAAUCACGAGGACACAACAUAUUUGACUUCUCAGCAUAUUCUACUACGGGCAUAUCACAAUCAUCUGUUUCCUCAAGUAAGGUAUCUUACCUCCUGCCUUUGUGUGGCUGACUCUGAUAGGUUAUAGUUUUCACGGAAACAUGAAUUGCUGAAGUUAUAGGGUUGAUUUGGUGAGAAAUAAAAAUGGUGUUUGAAUCAUUUGAUCACACUGUGGCGUGGAGGAGUUGAGAAGUAAAUCGUUUCUCUCCUUGGCAAAAAGAUUUUGGUGUAGAAUGCAUAGAACACUAAUGUCCGUACACAUAUAGGAUUGUUUCUUUAUAAGGCAAGCUGGACUCAACUUGAUGUUAGAUAAAUCAUGUGUCACACUACAAGAAAACAUGCCUAUUGCAACAUAAAUUUGCAACAGAAAUAUUCCCUCGCAAAAUUGCAACGGAACUACGAGUGAAUAGCGACGAGAAACAAUACCCUCGCAAAACGCUUGCAAAUUUGCAACGAAAUAAGUUCCUCGCAAAUUUGCGACCAGUUUGCGAGGGAAAUAUGACAAACCGACGCAAAGCCGACGCAAAUUUGCGAUGAAAAGUCUUGUCGCAAAACAGUUGCAAAUUUGCGAGGAUUUUGCAUUUGAAGUGCAUUUCAAAUUAUUCUCCUUGCAAUUUCGUUGCAAAACAGAUAGGUUUUAUAAUACACGUUUUUUUUUUCGUGUAACUAAUUUAUUAACCUCGCAAAUUCCGUCGCAAAACGGAUAAGUUGGUGAUACACGUUUUCUAUAUGUGUAACUAAUUUUUGCAAGGGAAAGAAUGCCCACGCUAAUCCCUUGCAAAGUUGUUAGAAUUCCCUCGCUAAUCCCUUGCAAAUUUGUUAAGCAUUGCAAAACCGUUGCAAUAUCUGUUGCAAUUCACUCGCAAAUCCCUUGCAAAAACCUUGCAAUUAUCUUUUAAAUGUCUAUAUAUAGCAGCUGUGAUCAGUUAGUAAAACAUAGAAGAAAAAAAACGAAAAAAAAGUUGUGCAAGAAGGAAUUUAAAAAAAAAAAAAAAAGAGUUGAGAGAAAAAUAUAUUAAGAAAGAAAAAAGAAAAAAAAAUUGAGAGAAAAAUGGCGUCCAGAAAUGAUAUAUAUGCGUUACGGGCAUGGAUGUACAAUCAUAGAGAUCCGGAUACCGGUGAAGUGAAGAGAGAAUAUCGGGCGGGGCUACGGGGUUUCUUACAACAGGCAACUAACCAACCAUUUGCAAGGGAAAAUGGUAAAAUAUUCUGUCCCUGUGUAAAAUGCAAGAACGAACCAUAUUUAGAAAUUGAUACUGUGAAGAAGCAUCUAUAUAAUAGAGGAUUUAGACCACAGUACUACAUAUGGUUUUUGCAUGGGGAAGGUGCAUCAAGUAGUAGUACGGGUCAGGGAUUUGAACUACGAAGUUAUAAUGCUAAUUAUUAUGAUCCUCGUGAGUCAAAUAUGUUUGGAAAUAAUGCGGGUGAUGGGUAUGAGCAAAAUAUGUUUGAAAAUAAUGCGGGGGAUAGGUAUGAGCAACAUGGAAAUAGAUAUCACAAUAUGGUUACAGAUGCAUUGCAUGAAGCUGCUAUUCCUGAUAGUAGUAGGGAAGAAACUAACAUAGACGCACAAAGGUUUUAUAAUAUGUUAGAUGCUGCCAAUGAACCUAUCUACGAAGGAUGUAGAGAAGGGCUUUCUAGAUUAUCACUAGCAUCUAGGAUGAUGACAAUUAAAAGUGAUCAUUCUCUAAAUGAUAAGUGCAUGGAUUCGUGGGCUCAACUCAUUAAUGAGUAUUUACCGGAAGGUAAUCUUGCUGCCGAUAAUUUUUAUGAAAUUCAGAAGCUAGUUGCGGGUCUUGGUCUACCAUCUGAAACAAUUGAUGUGUGCGUUGACAACUGCAUGAUUUUCUGGAAAGAUGAUGAAAAUCUGGAGGGAUGCCGAUUUUGUAAAAAGCCAAGAUAUCAAGAAACCACAGGAAGGAAUCGUGUGCCUUACAAACGUAUGUGGUACUUACCGAUCACAGAUAGAUUGAAGCGUUUAUAUCACUCAGAAAGGACAGCCGCGUGGAUGAGAUGGCAUGCCCAACAUUCGGUGAAAGAUGGCGAGAUUACACAUCCCUCAGAUGCUAAGGCAUGGAAACACUUUCAAACCGUAUAUCCCGACUUUACGAGUGAGUGUAGAAACGUUUAUCUUGGUCUAUGCACGGAUGGAUUUAGUCCAUUUGGUAUGUAUGGAAGGCAAUACUCUUUAUGGCCUGUCAUCUUGACGCCAUACAAUCUCCCUCCGGAUAUGUGCAUGCAAAGAGAAUUUUUGUUCUUGAGUAUUCUAGUGCCUGGUCCAAAACAUCCAAAGCGAGCACUUGAUGUAUUUUUGCAACCUUUGAUCCAUGAGCUGAAGCUGUUGUGGCAUUUUGGCGAGGAGACAUGGGAUUAUUCGCAGCAGCAGAACUUCAAUAUGCGUGCAGUGCUUAUGUGGACCAUAAGUGACUUCCCCGCAUAUGGAAUGUUAUCGGGUUGGACCACACAUGGAAGAUUAUCAUGUCCAUAUUGUAUGGAGAAGACAGAUGCUUUUCAGCUGAAAAAUGGGAGGAAGUCAUGUUGGUUUGAUUGUCACCGUAGGUUUCUUCCGCCGCAUCAUACAUAUCGUAAGAACAAGAAAUUGUUUAGGAAAAACAAGGUGGUCCAUGCUCCUCCCCCAAUAAUGCAAUCAGGAGCAUCUUUGUUAGAGGAAAUUGACUAUUAUGGUGCUAACGAGACAUGUAAAGUUGAGGGAAAUUGGCACAUUCAAGCUAACAUGCCAGACGGGUAUACGACAUCUCAUAAUUGGCAUAAGAAGAGCAUAUUUUGGCAACUUCCAUAUUGGAAAGAUCAUCUCUUAAGGCACAAUCUUGAUGUGAUGCACAUAGAGAAGAAUGUUUUUGAGAGUAUCAUGAACACUCUUUUGAAUGUGAAGGGAAAUAGUAAAGAUAAUUUGAAAUCGAGGUUAGAUUUGCCGGAUUUAUGUGCAAGACCAGAGCUGCAUGUGACAAGAGAAGGAAAAUUACCAGUCCCGGAUUUUAGAUUGUCUGGGGUGGCAAAGCAAAAGUUGUUCGAAUGGGUAAAUUCAGAUGUGAAAUUCCCAGAUGGUUAUGUGUCAAAAUUCUCGAGAUGCAUCGAGAAUGGACAAAAAUUUUCUGGUAUGAAGAGUCACGAUUGUCACAUUUUCAUGCAACGACUCCUACCAUUCGCAAUGACGGAGCUAUUACUAAAACACGUCCAUGAAGCAAUAGCGGGUAAUAAAAGUGACUUUUAAAAUUGUAUAUAAAUUUAUUGUAUGUGUUAAUUGAAAUAAUAUUUUUGUUUGAUGAUGAAUUUGUAGGAAUUGGAGUAUUUUUCAGGGAUCUAUGCACCCGAACAUUAACAAAGGAUGGGAUCGAUUUGUUAGCCAAGAAUAUUCCUGUUUUGCUUUGCAAUCUGGAGAAAGUCUUCCCCCCAUCUCUAUUUGACGUUAUGGUACAUCUCAUGAUUCAUCUACCUCUUGAAGCGGCUCUUGGGGGUCCUGUACAAUUCCGAUGGAUGUAUGUAUUUGAAAGAUUCAUGGGAUUUCUCAAAAAGUUUGCCAAAAAUCUUGCCAGAGUCGAGGGUUCGAUAGUUGCAGGAAGUCUUACGGUGGAAACUUCACACUUCACAUCCUACUACUUUAGCCCAACCGUUAUAACGAAAUCUGAUAAAAAAAAUUAGAUAUAGUAUUUCCGUUAACAAUUUUCAAUAUCAGAAUAUAGGAUAUGCGUUAAACUCUCCGGAACACUUGCCAAACCCUAAAUGAAUCCCUAAAACCCACUAAAUUAAACUUUUUGCAAGGGAUUUGCAAGGGUUUCAUCGCAAAAGCCUCGCAAUAUUGCAAGGAACUUGCGAGAACACUUCGAAACCCCUGUCUAAACCUCAAACGAAACCUAAAGACAUUAAAAAAAGAUUUUGCAACGGAUUUGCGAUGAAACACGAUAAGUCUCUCGCAAAACACUUGCAAUUUUGCAAGGGAUAACCGUUGCAAUUCGCUUGCAAAUUGCAAGGAUUUUGUGACGGAAAUUAGGUUGAUAUAUAAACACACUUAACCUUUCCUCUCCAUUUCACUCUGCCGUCAAAGAAAAAAUAAAAAGAAAACCUCUCUGAUCCGAUCUCCUCUCUGUCUCCCGCCUCUCCUCUCUUUCUCCCUGUGGUCUCUCCUCUCCGCCUCUCCCUCGCCGUGUCCCGCCUCUCUCCGCCCUCUCCCUGCCUCUCC
Brassica napus (rape) is the source of this 6150-nucleotide messenger RNA. RefSeq lists its product as uncharacterized. The coding region runs from base 3004 to 5184 and encodes 726 amino acids. The record is from RefSeq and is a predicted model, not a curated record. The transcript has 6 exons. NCBI's taxonomy places the organism in Eukaryota, Viridiplantae, Streptophyta, Magnoliopsida, Brassicales, Brassicaceae.